Molecule: messenger RNA, 3569 nt
Organism: Anopheles merus
Lineage: Eukaryota; Metazoa; Arthropoda; Insecta; Diptera; Culicidae
Gene: Rab7
Product: ras-related protein Rab-7a
Exons: 5
Coding region: 360-983 (207 amino acids)
Biological process (GO): phagosome-lysosome fusion; endosome to lysosome transport
Cellular component (GO): lysosome; phagocytic vesicle; late endosome
Molecular function (GO): GTPase activity; GTP binding
Source: RefSeq, a predicted model, not a curated record
CAUGGCUGCUGCUGCUGCUGCUGCUGUUGCUGGCCCAUCGUUGCAUGUGUGUUUUUUGCAAUACGCGGAACCUGCUGGAAGGAACGGAGGCGCACAACACUAACAAACGGCUCGCGCCCGUGACUCACUUACGAGUGUGACGAGUGGGGUGGUUUCGAUGAAAACAAAGCCAGGCCUGGGCUAAGAAUAAUAAGAAUAAGAAGGAGAGAGGGAGGAAAAAAACAUCGAUAUCGAAUGUCUCCUAGUCCUACGGUCCUACGGUCUUAUGCAGUGAAAAAAUCCUAUAGACAGACUGUGUGCAAACUUACCGUACCAACCCAACAGUAAGCAGAAAGUGAGUGAAAAGUGUGCAUUUUAAGAUGGCAACCAGGAAAAAAGCGCUUCUGAAGGUGAUCGUGCUCGGUGACAGCAGCGUGGGCAAGACGUCGCUGAUGAACCAGUACGUGAACAAGCGCUUCUCGAACCAGUACAAGGCGACGAUCGGGGCCGACUUCCUCACGAAGGAGGUCGUGAUCGAUGAGCGGGUGGUAACGAUGCAGAUCUGGGAUACGGCUGGCCAGGAGCGGUUCCAGUCGCUCGGCGUAGCGUUCUACCGUGGGGCGGAUUGCUGUGUGCUAGUUUACGAUACGACCGCGCCCAACACGUUCAAAAAUCUCGAAUCGUGGAGGGAUGAGUUUUUAAUCCAAGCGAGCCCGCGCGAUCCGGACCACUUCCCGUUCGUGGUGCUGGGUAACAAAAUUGAUUUGGAAAACCGAGCUGUGUCGACAAAGCGUGCUCAGCAGUGGUGCCAGACGAAGAACGACAUACCGUACUUUGAGACAUCCGCCAAGGAGGGCAUUAACGUUGAUCUAGCUUUCCAAACCAUUGCCAAAAAUGCAAUAGCCCAAGAAACGGAGGUUGACCUGUACAACGAUUUCCCCGAUCAGAUCAAACUGAACACACGGGACAGCCGGCCACGAAAUGGGGACAACUGCUCGUGCUAAUAUUAUCGAACUAGUAAAAUUGACCGCCCUCCUUCUGACCCAAUAGCAGCAGCAGCAGCAACAACACUGCACGAAACAAACGGUGGCACUUUCGGUGCCGCCCUCAACCACAAUAAUCACAGCAACCACAGCAGUAGCAGCAGCUUGAGCAUAAGCAGCUGCAACGGCAGCACCAGCAGCGACAGCAUGAGCCACACCAGCAGCAGCGAUAACGAUAGCGACAGCACCAACAGUGACGACAGCAACAAUAGCAAUAGCCACGAAGCGAAGCACGGUGGUAGUGGUAGUGGUUGUGCUACUACCGCAAUAGACGCAAUCCUUCCCAGAUGAAAAGAAGAGCAUGCAUAAGCAAACAAACAAAAAACAAUCUUCUUCCAGCUUACAAACACACAUCCUCUCAGAAGGCGGAAGGUUCUCAAGUAACCAAAUCCCCCCCCCCCCUGCUACAUCCCUUAAUAUUAUGUUCACCCAACGGGUGCGAGCAUAAUGGUUCGGGCGCUAUUUCGCUGUAUGUGUGCAGCAUUAACGUGCACCGCACGUCGCCAAAUUAAUUUUCGCGAUUUUCACUUGUUUCGUGUCGCCCUCUACUGGCUGGGAUUUGGACUUGAGAUGCAAUUUUAGCUAUUUAAAAACAAAAAACAAAUGAUCGAAUCUUCGAUACAGGGCAAUAGGCAAGAAUGGUAGAGGUAAAACACACACACACACACACACACAUAAGGAAGGAAUUUACGACGAGAGGCUGCGAAGAUCGCAAUAAGCAUUACAAACCGUGAUCGCGAUGAUUGUGUUCCAUUUUUCUUUUCCGUACUACGGUAUUCAAAAAGGUUAUACUCUACAUGUACUAGAUUUGGCGCUGCAAACGCUUGAAAGCUUGAAAGAUGCAAAAGUGCAAAGAAGAGAGUCUCCGGCUUUUGUGCGAGCUGUUGGGCGUCCCAAGAGCUUUUCCCAUGAAUGAUGAUGGGUGGAUGUGUAUCAACACACACACACACAAUGAAAACACACAUACUGAAUGAUCAGUUGUGCAAAUUUGCCCACGAAAAGAAGGGCUUCAGCACACAUGAGAGAGUAGACGCAGCCUAACCCCAACCCCCAAUGCUCGAACUAGCUUCGCUUUCUUAGACGCGCUCCGCGUAGCAGCAAAGAAGCAUCGGGCGAUAAGUGUUCUAUGUGUGUUUUAGCGUGUUGUGUAUAUUUCCCCCCGCCCUGGUAAAUGGAUGUUAAAGAAGUGUGUCACCAAACUGCCGUCUGGUGUUUUGGCAAAGGCAUUGCUACAAGCUAGCUAAAUUAUGCAUGAGAUCGCUGCACACGACGACGACGACGACGACGAGAAAUCGAACCGCUCCAGCACGAAACUACGAUACCAUCCCCACAGACAGAUGGCGUGCCGGCUACAAGAUGAAAGAAGGACGGAAGCGUGGAGAACGGAGCGGCUAACCUCACUCCAGGAAACGUUAGACGACGAACCCGAUGUGGAUCCCUUUGACGGAUCCGCAGUAAGUCGUGCGCAGCAGCAGCGAGUGUGAUGUGGUGCAAAGGAACGAACACGGAAGAAUGGGGGAGAAAAAAGGUGUAGAAAUAGUAAUGCCGUAAUUGAUAAUUCUAUCGAACAUUAUACAUAUUACAUUAUAUAGUAAAGAAUGAAAAUUAUAUCUCAUAGAGAAAACCCCCGCCCCUCCCCCCUAUUAACCCCAGCUACGUUAUUAGUGGAAGUAUAAUUUCUCGACCUCGAUCCUCUUUGAAAACAACGUACCCCACUCCGCAUACAGGCUUGCUCUGGGAAGGAAAAAAAACUGGCAAUGAAAUGGUGUUGUUUGCUCCCUGCACACGAUAGAGAGCAAACAGAGAAUGUGCAUCCGAUGCAAAUGCUCCCCAUUCAUUCCAUGUUAUAUGUGUGCGUGUGCGUGUGUAUGUGUACUAUCACAAUCUGGCGGAGGUAAAAGAGCAACUGUUGCGUCUUUUGCUUCUCGCAACCUCACUUCCAGCAUCACGAACCAAGGUUGUUAGAAUUGAAGAAAUUGCUUCGCCAUCUCUUCUAGCGCGUGUUGCCCGUUAUUUUGUUUGCGCGGUGUUUAAAUCUUUGUUUCGUUCGUUAAGGCUAAAUCGUUGCGAAAGUGCAGCCCCCGUCCCAAUGCUGGUCCUUCCGUGUGUUUGCAUAACUUUGAAGAUGCACAGCUCGGGACGCGGGAAUUACGGCAAUGGGAGAAUAGGUACGCCACACGACCUACACAUGCUUUCAAAAUUCGAAGUGCACCCACGGCAAUUAGAUAAACGAAGUAUGCUGUAAGUUCCAAAAUUGCAUUAGCGUAACAUUUGUAACAGGAUGUGCGGCGGAUUGUGAAGCAAGAAUUUUGAUUACGCUGCAGAAGCCGGAGAGGAGGGUUUAGAGCGCGGACAGACGGUAUAGGGUGUGUAAAUCGGAUACCGAAGCACGGUUCCACCACCCGAACACAUACACACAUUCGUAACAUUUUAGCUAUGAGAACUAAACGUGAUCGUUAGAAUGAUUAAUGGAGGGCGAUAAACAAUGGAAGAGUGUAGCUGAACAAAACAAACAAUAAACCUUUAUGAUAACUGAUUAUGGUAAAA